AUGAUAUUUAGCAAUGUAAACUCCAAAGCAUGUCAUGCAAAGCGUGGCGAUAGGAGAAGCGGGGCAAGACAGUGCGAGGAGCAAGAUGAAGUAAUGGCUGCAGAAUCGAGUAUACGCGUUAGACGUGCUGCCAUCCCCGCCGCCGGGGUACGGCGAGUCACCGAAACGAGUGGUCGCGUGACAAAAAUAGUUAGAAACAAUAAAAGAAAAACAGACCAUGGUGUAAGGUCAGAAGAAGAGAUGCGAAACACGAUAACUGCUGUAUUGGAAGACAAAAUGAAAAUUGCUAGCAGCAAAAACAUGUUCAGUCAGGUAAAGUACGCAAGAAAGAAAGGUGAAAAUUUGUCGAAAGAAUACUAG
This is a messenger RNA of Parnassius mnemosyne (clouded apollo), 360 nucleotides long. The record is from the annotation of a GenBank genome assembly. Lineage: Eukaryota; Metazoa; Arthropoda; Insecta; Lepidoptera; Papilionidae.